CACAUUGUGGUUGUGUAUGAGGGGCGUGUGCUCCCUCCACUCACAGUUCCUUUCUUCUGUCCAGCGUCCAGUAUGAGGAUAUUCCGCCUGGGACUGCGAGGGACAUUCACAGCUUUGACACAGAGAAGGAUCAUGUCUCCCGCCGUGUCUCUUUGGACGGCUCUGGUCUUCGCGGUGAGUCUGUCGGUACGUGCGCAAGGUCCAAGCACCUUCAUUGGGGUUUGCUCAAGACAAGUGGAAAAAGUUCCCGUUGUUUACAAUGAGACAUUUAUUCAGCCGGUGUACCAGCCGUACCUGACCACAUGCCGGGGCCACAGGACCUGCAGCACCUACCGGACGGUGUACUCGGUGACGGUACGGCAGGUGAAGAAGGAGGUGGUCCAGGUGAAGUCGGUGUGCUGCCCGGGGUGGAGGAAGAAGGAGCCCAAUUCUGAAUCCUGUGAAGAAGCCGUGUGCCGCAAGCCUUGCCAGAACGGAGGGACCUGUAUUAAGCCCAACAUGUGCCGAUGUCCCCCUGCCUGGGGGGGGCGGUAUUGCCACGUCGAUAUCGAUGAGUGCCGGCGCCCGUCCCGCUAUUGCUCUCAGGUAUGUGUCAAUACUCGGGGAGGCUACCGCUGUGAGUGCAACGCGGGAUAUGUGCUGCAGGAGGACGGCAAGUCUUGUGUCAGAGAUGAAUCUCCACCGUCUGUACCGGCACAGCAAGCUGAAGAUGCUUCUCACAGACUGUCUAAUGAGGUCCAUGACCUGCGCGGCCUUGUGACAUCCCUGGAGCAGAAGCUGGACAGCACCCUCUCAGCUCUGCAGCGGCUCAUCCCCAUCAAACUCUCGGAGAUCCGCCAGGAACAGGUGCAGGAAUUCUGGGAGCGGAUUCGCAGUUUGGACCGAGUGGAUUUUUUAAGUGAUCAGCUGAUGUACAUGGAAGAAAAGAUGGGGGAGUGUUCCUGUCGCAGUAAUGAGAUAGAGAUGCCCGUAGAUCUGAAACGCUAAUAUCACAGAGCUCCUCAAUUUAUUUAUAUUCCCCUUGGACCAAUUUAUUUAUGUCCCCGUCUACUAUUUAUAACCCUGUUAUUCCUUUUUUUGUCACGUUACAGUAAUCAAUAAAAAAAAACUAUUUCUGUAUAA
Messenger RNA from Rana temporaria (common frog), 1122 nucleotides. RefSeq names its product EGF like domain multiple 8 (gene EGFL8). The transcript has 9 exons. The record is from RefSeq and is a predicted model, not a curated record. Gene Ontology annotation, cellular component: extracellular region; cell surface. Gene Ontology annotation, biological process: anatomical structure development. Gene Ontology annotation, molecular function: calcium ion binding; signaling receptor binding. The coding region runs from base 73 to 987 and encodes 304 amino acids. NCBI's taxonomy places the organism in Eukaryota, Metazoa, Chordata, Amphibia, Anura, Ranidae.